AUGUCCUUGUUGGAGGAGAACUCAGAAGUGAAAAUGGACUCUGAAGACCGGGGAAAAGAUGAACCCUGGUGCUGCUCAGAAGGUGCAAAACUGAAUGCCAGAGCGCCAGAGAAAUUCAGCAUUCAUGACCAGGAUCACAAAGUGUUGGUCCUGUACCGUGAGACCCUCAUGGCAGUUCCAAAUAAAACGAACAUAGUUCCAGAGACCUUCUUUGUAUUAGCCUCACAUUUGAGCUCAAGCCAUGAAGGAAGUCCAAUUCUCUUGGCAGUCUCUAAAGGAGAGCUUUGUCUCUGCUGCAAAAAGGACAAAGGAAAAAGCAAGCCAUCCCUUCAGCUGAAGAAGAAGAAACUGACCAAACUUGCUACCCAGAAGGAAAAAGCACGUCGGCCCUUCAUCUUUUAUAGGGCUAAGGUGGGCUCCCGGUACACACUAGAGUCAGCUGCCCACCCUGGUUGGUUCGUCUACACUUCCUGCAAUUCUGGUGAACCUGUUGAAGUGACAAAUAGAUGUGGAGAAGGGAAAUUCAUUGAGUUUUCAUUUCACCAAGUUUCCAAAAGUGAAAUGAGCCCUAGUGAAGUCAGUAUUAGGAAUGCCCCAUUGGAUGCCUUCUGUUUUCCCAAUGUGAAGCAAUCGCCUGAGGACAUAAAACCUGCUCAAUGAAUAAAAGAACUAUUGUUAG
Lemur catta (Ring-tailed lemur) is the source of this 679-nucleotide messenger RNA. It is a transcript of the gene IL37, whose product is annotated as interleukin 37. Lineage: Eukaryota; Metazoa; Chordata; Mammalia; Primates; Lemuridae. Gene Ontology annotation, cellular component: nucleoplasm. Gene Ontology annotation, biological process: cellular response to lipopolysaccharide; positive regulation of gene expression; cytokine-mediated signaling pathway. The coding region runs from base 1 to 660 and encodes 219 amino acids. The record is from RefSeq and is a predicted model, not a curated record. Gene Ontology annotation, molecular function: cytokine activity. The transcript has 4 exons.